CAAAAUAUUACAAAUUAAUGCAGAGGAUGUGCAUCAUAAUGUCUGUCGUCGUUAACAAUGUAACCCCUUCCUUGCGUUCACAGUACUUAUAGAUCACAUGGUAGUAUAUAUAGGUUUAUCGAUGUUUGUCAAUUAAAGACUUUUGUUCGCUCUUAGCGACACAUAUACGUUAAAAAGUUGAAGCAGUCAUGGUGUUUUGUAAAGUGUUAGGAUUAUGGUCGCUGUUUUACUUUGUGUCCAGUAAUAGCAUAAGUAAUGAAGUCUUAGAGAAUGGAAAAGCCCCAUGUAAGGGUAUCGACCUUGUGUUCCUUCUGGACACAUCUAGAAGUAUCUGGGGACCGGACUUCAGAAAGCAAUUGAAAUUCGUAGAGAAUAUGGUCGAUGAAUUCAAAAUAGGACCAGACAAACAUGAUACUCGAGUGGGUGUGGUAACAUUCGCCCAGACGUUCUGGACACAAUUCUAUCUGCGGUCCUACCUCGACAAGCGAAGAGUAAAAACUGCAAUUCGAUACAUCAGACACAAAAAUGGGUACCGAACAAACACCGCCUCAGCACUAAAAUUCCUGCACAGCUAUAUGUUUCAUAAACGAUACGGAGGAAGACCGCAUGCAAACCAUGUUGCAAUCAUCAUUACGGAUGGGAGGUCUCAGAAAAGGGAAGCUACCCUAGAAGCUGCUCGAAUUGCCAGAGAAAAGGGCAUCCAAAUAUUUGCCAUUGGAGUGGGGCGUUUUCUUGACAUUGAGGAGUUGGAGGGUAUGGGGAGUGAACCAACUGGGCAGCAUGUCUUCACGGUGUCAUCCUAUUCAGCACUGGGUGGAAUUAAAGACAGAUUGCCAUCUAAUGCAUGUGAAGUGACGACUACACCUCCCACUACUACUACUACUACAACAACGACAACAACAACGACAACACCGGUGCCACUCCCAUUAAAAACUAGCGUAGCCAUUGACGUCUUGGGGCCUGACGACUUCUACAAGAAGCACUAUUACCAGUACCACGACCAGGCGGGCCGCACUAAUUAUCACAACCUCCUCAGUGACAAGCCAUCAGACUAUUGUGGAGAAAAGGAGGCGGACAUCUAUUUUGUGUUAGAUGCAUCUAGCAGUAUUUGGCAAGUGGAUUUCGCCAAAGAACUAAGCUUUGUCAAUGGGAUGAUAGACGAUUUAAAGAUUGAUAACAUUAAUGGCAGAAUUAGAACCGGUGUAGUGGUAUUCAGUAAUGCAACAAGAAAUAUUAUCGCUUUGAAUUCCAAGCGCACGCAAGCUGAACUCAAGCGGCAGAUUGAAGGUAUUAAGUAUCUAAAAGGAUUGACCAACACAUCUGAAGCCAUCAGGUUCGUCCGUCAAUACGGCUUUCGAGAUGGAGUCUCGCGUCCUGGUGCUAUUAAGAUUGCCAUUGUCAUGACUGACGGUAUUUCAAAAUUACCUCAAGAAACCAUGAAACAGUCGGAACUAGCAAGAAAAGAAAAUAUUACAAUUUUUGCUAUUGGUAUUGGAAACAAAGUUGACAAAACGGAAUUGAAGAGAAUUGCAAACGACCCCAACAGUAAACACGUUUUCCACGUCAGUGAUUUCAACGGGCUUCAUGCAAUCAAAAAAUUACUAGUACUAUCUACGUGUGCUGUCAUCCCAGAUGUUCCACAAAAUCUUCAGACAUGUAGCGGAGACAAAGAAACAGAUGUCUUGUUUGCGUACGAUGCUUCGAGCCUUGGCUUCAGAAAGAGUGAGGUAAUUGGCCGAUUUAUUCAUACUCUUGUGUCUAGCCUCGACCUGUCUAGCGGUAAAGUGAAUGUUGGUCGAAUCACUGAUAACUGCCCGAGGUACAGCAACGUUCCAUUAGGACGUGAUACAAAACUGUUCACCGAAUUAAAGUUUCCUGGUAUUGGGCAGUUGCUGCAAUCCAUGAAGCGUAGUUUUCCGACCACUGUAAACGUGAAGAGAGUCGGUGUGCUAGUUGUUGACGAGAGCACUACCGGGGAAAGGGAAGCGAUAGAGUUUAUGAAGAGAAAUAACAUUUUUGAUCUGAUGGUCAUUGCAAUCGGCGACCGUUAUAAUACAGGAUUUGCAGCUGAUUUAGCAUCCGAUCCCGACUUCAAUUAUUUGGUGCGUGUUCCGAAGUACUCCGAUCUGAGUACUGCUUUCAGUAAAGUUCUUGAUAAACUUUGUACCAUCAUCAAGAGGUCGUUUAUCCUGAGUUUGGACCAUUAAAAUCUUUAUGAUGUAAAACAGUUCCGAUGUGAAUAUUGUUAUCUUAAUUUUAAAUUUGUCAUUCGUCGUUUUUGUUUAAUCAUUUGUCUAAGCGGCUUUAGUUCCGCGAGGGAAUUUUCACUGUCCUCAUGAUUACAAGACAAAUAUUGCUCGUGUGAUUAAAAUUCACUAUAGUUCAAUACUGAAUACAGCAUGUAGCGAUUGGUUAAAAAAUAUAUUUUGAGCUCCAACGCACAGUAUCCACUGUGAAAGUAAUAUGGGCUGUAUCAUUCUCCUAAAAACCAUACAAUAGAAUAGAAAUGGGGACACAAACAUAACACAAAGAAAAAUUGAGCUAAUUGAAUCAUUAGACAGAUAAUCAAACAGGAAGAAUUAAUUGUUUGACAUGAUUCUUUGUGAAUACCACUGCAAUUGUACAGAAACCCCAAAAAGAUGUAUCCAUCACCGUAUUUUCUCUGAUAAUGGUUUAAUCACAACAUGAAUUAAAACGUCACGAUCUUACAACAAGUGUGUUAUUGCAGGGAUAUGGAAGGGUCAUAUGGUUAUUUUCAUAAGCUGUUGUAUAAUAUUUUCCUAUUCAUUAUUUUAUUGUAGAAUUCAAGUUUAAUCUUAGAACUUUGUGUAAAUUUUGUGGUUUCCUCUGCACACGGUUUAGGUUAAGGAACCAUCUUUGAAUCAAUAAAUUAGUAAAUAUUUUAAAAUGAUAUUUUCAAGAACUUGAUAGACAUUUAAUGUAUUAUGUAUUAUUAUGAUAUCUUGAGGUCAUGUUGUAAGUUUGUUAUAAAAUUAAAUCCAGGUAUUUAACUGCAUUCGCAAGUAGUGUCUUCAUCAGCAUGGGAACCAAUCUUCACUCGAAUACGAAUAAUCAUGAUAAUUUAGUUGUAUCCUAAUAAGAAGCCAGUUAUGCUGUUGAUGAACAUUAGUAACAUUUCUGUACAAGUAUUCCAUUUUCUGACAUACAUUGUAAAAUAUUCAUGCUCGUUAUAAUUCGUUUUCUUGAAUUGUUUUAUAUUUCUUUUCUCUAUUUUGACAUGAGAUUUUCCAAUCCUUUUUAAUUUUUCACUUAUAUAUUCAGAGAAAAAACUACAUGUAUUUGAAUAUUGUAUACCUUUGCGUUACGGAACUCCUGGCAUGAAACUAAAUUUUCCAUUUUCUUUCCCUUGUCAUAUUAAAGUAAGCAAGGAAAGCGAUACCUUUCGACUGUAAAUUUUAUUAAUUGCUUAAUAAAUUAGAGAAAAAUACACACAUGCUACAUGUAGAUAUAUAUUUUACUCAGAAAUAAAGUAUAUGUUUUUC
Ostrea edulis (European flat oyster) is the source of this 3503-nucleotide messenger RNA. RefSeq names its product cartilage matrix protein-like. NCBI's taxonomy places the organism in Eukaryota, Metazoa, Mollusca, Bivalvia, Ostreida, Ostreidae. The record is from RefSeq and is a predicted model, not a curated record. The coding region runs from base 189 to 2207 and encodes 672 amino acids. The transcript has 6 exons.